Molecule: messenger RNA, 679 nt
Organism: Colletotrichum phormii
Lineage: Eukaryota; Fungi; Ascomycota; Sordariomycetes; Glomerellales; Glomerellaceae
Exons: 1
Coding region: 119-589 (156 amino acids)
Source: RefSeq, a predicted model, not a curated record
AGCCUUUCCCAUACACCUCAGUAGCGUUCAAGCUCGAUACACGAAAGAGACACUCGAGCCCUGCAACCCUGGGGAAUUAACAUACCUCGGCGUUCUGGAUAACAACCCGCCUGGCCUCAUGCAUCUUUUUGGUAUUUUGUUUCAACUUCAGAGUGCCCCGAACGCCAAAGAUCUUGCACAGGACUUUCCGAGCAUGUUUCUGCUCCUCUUCUGCGCCCAACGAUGCUUCGAGAAAUGGCUCGAACUUCGCCGUAACGUAGGUAAAAUUGGUCGCCUCGAGGAUUUUUGCCCAUGUUGCCUGUGUUUCGUUGAGGGGCUCCGUCUCAUCAUGGAACCUGUCGAAUGCUACCUGCAACUUGUCGCCGACGUCUUCCCAUCCAGACUCUUGCAACCGGAUCUGAAAGGUCGAUGGUCAGUCAUAAGAUUAGUACACAGGCAUAGUCGGCGUCUCAUUCCCAAGUUCUUUUUGGUUGAGGUAUGGUCAGUGGGACAGGCUUACUAUAAUCACAUCGCGCAUACUGGCGUAUUUGUAGCAGCGCUGCAUACCAAUCAAUCAAGCCAAGCUUGGGUGACGGGCUUGUCCGAUUGACUGAUUUUUCACAAGAAGCUUGCUUGAUUUGACUGGCUUGGAUUGAAUUGAUUAAUAUUACCUAUUUAGGAAGUCAGUGAAGCUCUCACG